This is a messenger RNA of Carassius carassius (crucian carp), 1411 nucleotides long. RefSeq names its product WD repeat domain 54 (gene wdr54). Bases 292 to 1302 code for a protein of 336 amino acids. The record is from RefSeq and is a predicted model, not a curated record. Lineage: Eukaryota; Metazoa; Chordata; Actinopteri; Cypriniformes; Cyprinidae. Gene Ontology annotation, molecular function: protein binding. The transcript is spliced from 10 exons.
GUCUGCUCCGUCACUAUGGCUGCAAGAGACGCGAGAUGGUGAGAGCUUGCUUGAAUAAAAUGAAACAAGUAUAUGCAUAAUACCUCUUAUUUGACGUUCAUUAGUCUAUUAACAGAAACGGCGUAUGUUAUUUUCAUAUUUGGAGCAAUUUGUUUCAGUAUUUGCUCUGAAACGAGGAAGAUUAACAGGAGAACGCAUCAGCUGCCUUCAUUCAGGAAAAAACAUCCCUAGCUUAUAAAGUAAACAAGCGGCGCUCUUCCAAAAAAAAAAAAAAAAAAAAAAAUUGCGAAGAUGUACCACAAAGAGAAAAGCAUUCAGAUAAAGAGCAGCGCGUCGGCGCUCUACAACAACCUGAGCGUCCUGCGCAUCGCGCCGCGUUGUCUCACCUAUUUCACGGUGGUCCACGCCAACGUGGUGAACAUGGUCAGCGCCUCUUGGGACGGACUGAACUAUUCCCACCGACAGCUGCAAUCUAAAGAAGGCAACGUGGCCACCAGCUCCUCGCUUAUCAUGCAGGCAGCCUGGUGUGUCCUGCCCUCAAGAGAUCUUCUUGUUCUCACCUCUCAGAAGGGAAUCCAGAUGUAUGAAUCAGAUGGAUCCAUUAUGGUCUAUUGGCAUGCACUGGACACACCAGAGGCCCCGACUGCGAAGGCAGUGUUUGCUCGAGGAAUUGCAGCAGUGCGGGAAAAAUAUAUUUGUGUAGGGGUCUCAUCUGGCUCAGUGCUUGUGUUUGACGUUCCCAGUAAAGGCAGUAACAUCACCCUGUCUGAGGUUUUGGAGGAACACAAGGAGGCAAUCACAGACAUGGCCUCUGAGUGCUCAGGCAAUCUGGAGUGUAUUGCUGAUUUAGUUAGUGCUGAUGACUCUGGCCUCCUCUGUGUGUGGAAAUCAGGAGAAGAUUUUCAACUGCUCAACAAGAUCCCUGGUUUUGACACGUGUUGUUCUUCAGUAAAGCUCUGGAAGGGCACAGUCAUUGCAGGCUAUGGGACGGGACAGAUUCGUCUGUAUGAGGGGGUCACAGGUAUACUGCAUGCAGAGGUCAAUGCCCAUGCACGUUGGAUCUACUCACUCGACAUUGCCCCGUUCACCGGACUGCUGAUCUCUGCAGCAGAAGACUCCUGGGUUAGAGUUUGGCAUCUGAGCUUGACUCCAGAGACUAAUAGUGUAGAGGUGGAGCACAUGUACAAUGAGUGUGUGACUGAUACACAGAUCUGCGGAGCCAAGUUCUGUGACGGGGAUGGCUAUGCAUUUGCAGUAACUGGCUAUGACUUGAGUGAGAUCAUCCGCUACACGCAAGCCUAGUCAGGAAUACAGCAUACACUUCUAAGACAGUCCCAUUGGUCAUACGAGGAUCGCCUGUUGAAGGAAGGUCAUGUCUUGACAAUAUAUUGGUGUGCAGUCAUGAUAGGCA